Messenger RNA from Vitis riparia (riverbank grape), 1227 nucleotides. RefSeq names its product transcription termination factor MTERF2, chloroplastic-like. NCBI's taxonomy places the organism in Eukaryota, Viridiplantae, Streptophyta, Magnoliopsida, Vitales, Vitaceae. Gene Ontology annotation, molecular function: double-stranded DNA binding. The record is from RefSeq and is a predicted model, not a curated record. Gene Ontology annotation, cellular component: chloroplast. The transcript has a single exon. The coding region runs from base 1 to 1227 and encodes 408 amino acids. Gene Ontology annotation, biological process: chloroplast organization; regulation of DNA-templated transcription.
AUGAGGAUGAUGGUUGGCUUCCUUCGCAAAGCCCUUAUGCUCCAGGUGAGGUUUACUCUCACAGCUUCACCAACCCCACAAAGCUUGCAUUUUCUUCUCUACCACCUCUACCCAUUCUCAUCUUCUUCCACAUCCAUUUCAACUUCUGAAAAAUCACACCCAUUCACUGUGUCUUACCUCGUUAACUCAUGCGGCCUCUCUCAUAAAGAUGCUCUAUCAGCUUCCAAAUACAUCUACUUUGAAGCCCCCGAAAAACCCAAUUCUGUCCUUGCCUUCUUCAACAGCCACGGCUUCUCUAAAGCCCAAACCUCAAAAAUCGUCAAAACAGAACCUCAACUCCUCUUAUCCGAUCCCGACAAAACCCUUUUACCCAAACUCCAAUUUUUUUACUCCAAAGGCGCUUCCAAGCCUGACGUUGCCAAGAUCGUAGCCUCUUCCCCAGCCAUCAUGAGACGAAGCUUGGAAAAUCAAAUCAUCCCAUCUUAUAACUUCUUCAAAGAUUUUCUCCAAUCCGACAGGAUGGCAAUUACUGUUGUUAAACGCUUUUCCCGGAUUCUACUAUUUGAUAUUCACACCUAUGUAGCAUCUAAUAUGAAUGCGUUACAAGAAUUUGGAGUACCCAAAUCAAAUAUUGCAGGAUUGCUAAGGAAUCAGCCUAUGGCAUUCAUGGUGAGGCCAAAUCUGUUUAGGGAGAAUUUGGAGGAAGUAAAGAAAAUGGGAUUUAAUCCUUCACAAAUGAAGUUUGUUAUAGCAGUCCAAGCAAUAAGAGCCGGGGGGAAAUCUUCCUGGGAAAGGAAGAUUGAUAUAUAUAAGAGUUGGGGUUGGUCUGAGGAAGAGAUUCGGUUAGCCUUCACAAAGUCUCCCUGGUGUAUGAUAUAUUCUGAGGAUAAAAUAAUGACAACAAUGGAUUUCUUUGUCAAUAAAAUGGGCAGGGAGUCUUCUUUGAUUGCUCGCCGGCCCGUGCUUAUCUCACACAGCUUGGAGAAGAGAAUUAUUCCUCGCUAUUCAGUUGUUCAAGUUUUGUUGUCAAAGGGUUUGAUUGAUAAAGACUUGAGUCUGCCAACGGUGUUUCAGUCUACUGAAAAGAUGUUUCUACACAAGUUUGUGAAUGUUUACAAGGAGGAAGCUCCUCAGUUAAUGAAACUUUAUCAAGAGAAGAUCAAUCUUUCAGAAAAGCAAGAUUUUCUUCAAGCAGGAAGUGGUAAUUGUAGAAUGUCCACAUUAUGA